Mixia osmundae IAM 14324 is the source of this 3319-nucleotide messenger RNA. RefSeq lists its product as uncharacterized. Gene Ontology annotation, cellular component: cytoplasm; autophagosome. The coding region runs from base 398 to 3196 and encodes 932 amino acids. The transcript is spliced from 7 exons. Gene Ontology annotation, biological process: peptidyl-serine phosphorylation; protein autophosphorylation; autophagosome organization. The record is from RefSeq and is a predicted model, not a curated record. Gene Ontology annotation, molecular function: ATP binding; protein serine/threonine kinase activity. NCBI's taxonomy places the organism in Eukaryota, Fungi, Basidiomycota, Mixiomycetes, Mixiales, Mixiaceae.
GCGAAGUGCGUGACUCGGUUCGACGCACAAGCAGGCUGAGUCAGAUCACAGUCACGCUGCUGAUCGCACAAGACCCGUCGUCUGUCAGGCACAGGCUCGACGUUGCCGAGUCUCGUGACGCGCUAGACUGCCGUUGCGGCGACCCGAUUGUCACUCAGCGAUAGUCGCCUAUCUUGCCGACCUCGCAAGGUCGGAGUCACCUUGUUUGCCGCCUGAUCGACAAGAAGAGCCUGCACUGCCUUCCCUGAUCUCGCGCUCGUCGCUGUAGCCUAUCGAGACAGAUCACUAUGAUCUUGAUGACGAAGCAUUGACCCAAGCUUAGCCGCUCAGCACACACACAUACACACGAUCACCGUCUCGGCAUCCCGCGUCUGAUUAGCUCAGCACAUCUGUCGAAAUGGCCACGCCGAGUCAUGACGGAGCGCAGACGGGCGCCAUGGGCGAGCCAGAGUCAAACCAAUCAGCACGCUCGGCUCGCCCGAGCACGACGGGCAAGGACAGAGACCAUCGGUCCUCGAGCGACCAUCGCGCACGAGAUCACGAUAGGGAUCGCAUCGGUCCAUUCACGAUAGCAGAAGAGAUCGGCCGAGGUAGCUUUGCGACGGUCUACCGUGGCUAUCACACCAUGACGAAACAUCCGGUAGCCAUCAAGGCAGUCAAUCGAGGCAAAUUGACCCCAAAGCUCCUCGAAAACCUCGAAAGCGAGAUCAGAUUGCUCAAAGGGAUAGCUCACCCAAAUGUCGUCGAAUUGGUCGAUUGCCUCAAAACGAGCUCGCAUAUUUACUUGGUGAUGGCCUUCUGCUCUGCUGGCGAUCUGUCGCAGUACAUUCGCCAUCGCGGUCAGGUUGCGGCACUCUCCACGGCCACGCUCGCUACGCCCUCGACGAGUCAGUCAGCGCUCGACAGGUAUCCUCAUCCACCAGAAGGCGGCCUGAAUGAAGUCAUCGUCCGUGAAUUUCUUGGCCAACUAGCAACGGCUCUCGAAUUCCUUCGAUCAAGUAACAUCAUCCACCGUGAUAUCAAGCCACAGAACCUGCUCUUGCAGCCUGCGACGGAGACCGACUUGGCAGGAGGCCAUCCGCUAGGUAUACCUAUUCUCAAAGUCGCCGAUUUUGGGUUCGCGCGAUUCUUGCCCCAAGCAAGCAUGGCAGAGACCUUGUGCGGUUCUCCACUCUACAUGGCGCCCGAGAUACUUCGCUAUGAAAAGUAUGAUGCCAAGGCAGAUCUUUGGUCAGUCGGCGCAGUCCUCUAUGAGAUGGCAGUUGGCAAGGCGCCCUUCCGAGCGCAAAACCAUGUCGAGUUAUUGCGCAAGAUAGAGCGAGGCGAGGACAGGAUCAAAUUCCCGGACGAGCGCUCCUCAAAGCCGACAGAUGAAGAGCCUAAAGGGCCCCGUCCGAAAGUCUCUGAUGAUAUCAAGUCGCUCAUCCGUCUCCUGCUCAAGCGAAAUCCAACGGAGCGAAUGCCUUUUACAGACUUUUUCCGCAUGGCAGCCGAGGUUGCCUCGCGCAGUGCCGCCCGCUCGACAACGCCUAUCGCUGCACCCACUGCCGUCAGCAUACCGUUGACCGUCGCUGAAUCGGAGCUCGUUCAAGAGCCGACACCAUUCAAGUCUGCCGAGGCCCCACAUCAAGAGCUCUUGCACCGCCCAGAGCUCGAACAAGUCAGCUUGCCAUCGCCUACAAGCCCGCAUGCGCCUCGACGUCCAUCGUCUAGCUUCGCGCCCAAGUAUGUCGUCGGCGAUCUGCCUGCACGCUCGACUGCUGCGAAUCAAGAUGAACAGACAAGCGAGCGACUGCGUACUGCUCAAUCUAGCUCUCCUCGAAGUGGCGGUCAUACACCGCCUGAACUCAUCGCAGGUUCAAGUCUGGAUGAUCAUUCGCCGGCUCAGCCGUAUACACCGCGGAGCAAUCUGGCUAUGUUAGCACCUGGCAAGACGCAAGACGCGGCGCAUUCGCCCGCAAAUGACGACUCGCUCAUCGGGCAUGAAUACGUCGUCGUCGAGAAACGCACCGUUGAGAUCAAUGCACUUGCAGAUGAGCUUAUGGCAUCUCCUCAACGGCCUACUCUGAUUGGCCGUCGCUCAUCGAGAAGCUUCAUGACCAGGCCAGCUGGACCUCUCAGCCCGACCGUCAACGCGCCUUCAAGUCUCAGUCAUGGCUUCGUCGCAGGCGUGCCGGGCUCGACGCCGUACCCGCCGCCCCAAGAGCGCCAGAGCCCAUCCCCAAGCGCGCUGCAGCUCACGUCAUCGUCGCCUCGUAACAGACCAACUAUCUCUGCCUCUCCUCGCAGUCUUGGCUAUGCCAGCUCGCCGCUGGCGCUCGUCGGCAACCCAUCUGGCGCUAUUGCCAAGGUGCUCAACAUGGCCAGCGCGAGGUUCUUCGGCACUUCGGAUGGCACAAUGGUCAGACGAACAUCUCGCCUCACGCGAACGCCGCGUGGAAGUCAGACUCUUGAUCCAGAGGAAGAGAAGAUGCUCGUACAACUGGAGGAGUGUGCUCAGCGUGCAGCAGCCAUUUUCGACUUUGCGGACUACAAGCUCGCGCAGUUCUUGCCCCCGACGCCGCUGUCUGUCUCAACCGGCUUUGGCGGUCAAGGCUCUUCGCCUUCUUACUUUGCACAACCAAACCCUUUCGCAACCACUCUGAUGCGCCGCACCUCUUCUUCUUCAACGGAGCAGCCUGUCAUCGCUCCUUCGUCUGCUCUGUCGGCCACACGUGUCGAGGAGCUUGCCGCUGAAGCCUUCAUCCUCUAUCUCAAAGCGAUUGCCUUUCUGCAGCGCGGGCUAGACCAGGCAAGCAUGUUCUGGGCCCAGCGUACAUCGCAGCAGCCACUCAGCACCGAGCUCAACGAAGCCGUCCAAUGGUUUCGUUCACGAUUCAAUGAAUGUCUCGACAAGGCAGAGUUCGCCAAGGGACGACUUUCCCAAGAGACCCUGCCAGAUUCUGCAGUCGCGCCAGAAAUUUUGAUUUACGAUCGUGCUCUGGAGAUGUCGCGGGCAGCUGCCGUCAAAGAGCUCAAACGCGAAAACCUUGCAGAGUGCGAGGCGACGUACGAAGCCGCUCUUUGGCUCUUGUUAGCUGUGCUCGACGAUCCCAGUCAAGAAGAGAGGUGCGAGGCUGAUAAGCUCAUAUUCAGCAAGUUCAUUCGUUCUAUAGAAGAGAGGCUGCGCAGUCUUCGCAAGUCACUCUUAAUGUAGGGCUUAGACGCUAUCGUCCAUGUCGAUUGUCUCAUCACUGAUAAAGUCUCGCGUUGUUGUACUUGUACUUUGCCUGCCACAAGCUGUAAUGGACUACAUUGCCUACAAGACGUCAAAAUGCGU